Pteronotus mesoamericanus is the source of this 10713-nucleotide messenger RNA. RefSeq names its product tau tubulin kinase 2 (gene TTBK2). The record is from RefSeq and is a predicted model, not a curated record. Gene Ontology annotation, cellular component: ciliary basal body; nucleus; ciliary transition zone. Gene Ontology annotation, molecular function: ATP binding; protein serine/threonine kinase activity. The coding region runs from base 436 to 4167 and encodes 1243 amino acids. Gene Ontology annotation, biological process: signal transduction; cilium assembly; peptidyl-serine phosphorylation. The transcript has 15 exons. Lineage: Eukaryota; Metazoa; Chordata; Mammalia; Chiroptera; Mormoopidae.
AGUAACGUCGGGUCGGGUCAGCAGGCGCUGCAGUAGUCGCCGCAGCGGCGAUGGGAGCGGUGGGGACGAGGCGGCGGCGGCGGCGGCAGAAGGAGAAGCAGGGGCUGGCGCAAGAGCAGCGGCGGGGGGUGGCCAGCAGCAGCCGUACCAGCAGCAGCCGUCGCCGCCGCCGCCAGUAAACGCGGACGGUACCCGAGGGGACUACCCGGCCGGCCGGCCUCGAAGCCGCGCUCGGGUCCCGCCGCAGUCGGCGGCGGGGGAUGGGCAGGCGGCGGCGGUCCCUCCUGCGGAGGGUUGACCCCUGUUGGUCCCGAUCCUGAGCUGGUGCCAGCCCUCCGCCCGAAAUCCCUGCGUCCGCCACGGCCCAGGUUAAAUGGAAACCACCCUUAGGAGCUGGAUGCCUGUGUAGCCUUUCUAUCAUAUCAGUGAAUUGCAAUGAGUGGAGGAGGAGAGCAACCGGAUAUCCUCAGUGUUGGUAUUCUGGUCAAAGAAAGAUGGAAAGUGUUGAGGAAGAUUGGGGGUGGGGGCUUUGGAGAAAUUUACGAUGCCUUGGACAUGCUUACCAGGGAAAAUGUUGCUCUGAAGGUGGAAUCAGCUCAACAACCAAAACAAGUUCUGAAAAUGGAGGUUGCUGUAUUGAAAAAACUACAAGGGAAAGAUCAUGUUUGUAGAUUUAUUGGCUGUGGGAGGAACGAUCGCUUCAACUAUGUGGUCAUGCAGUUGCAGGGUCGGAAUCUGGCAGAUCUACGCCGUAGCCAGUCCCGGGGCACAUUCACUAUUAGCACUACUCUUCGGCUGGGUAGACAGAUUCUGGAGUCUAUUGAGAGCAUUCAUUCUGUGGGAUUCUUGCACCGAGACAUCAAACCGUCGAACUUCGCCAUGGGUCGCUUUCCUAGUACAUGUAGGAAAUGUUUCAUGCUUGAUUUUGGCUUGGCACGACAAUUUACCAAUUCCUGUGGUGACGUCAGACCACCUCGAGCUGUGGCAGGUUUUAGAGGGACAGUUCGUUAUGCGUCAAUCAAUGCUCAUCGGAACAGAGAAAUGGGAAGACAUGAUGACCUUUGGUCCUUAUUCUACAUGUUGGUGGAGUUUGUGGUUGGUCAACUGCCGUGGAGAAAAAUAAAGGACAAGGAGCAAGUAGGCUCUAUUAAGGAGAGAUAUGACCACAGGCUUAUGUUGAAACAUCUCCCUCCAGAAUUUAGCAUCUUCCUGGACCACAUCUCGUCUUUGGAUUAUUUUACAAAACCAGACUACCAGCUUCUUACAUCCGUGUUUGACAACAGCAUCAAAACCUUUGGAGUAACUGAGAGUGACCCGUUUGACUGGGAGAAGACCGGAACUGAUGGCUCCCUAACAACCACCACUACUUCUACCACCCCUCAGUUGCACACCCGCUUGACCCCUGCGGCAAUCGGAAUUGCCAAUGCCACUCCCAUCCCAGGGGACUUGCUUCGAGAAAAUACAGAUGAAGUGUUUCCAGAUGAACAGCUUAGUGAUGGGGAGAAUGGAAUUCCUGUUGGUAUGUCACCAGAUAAAUUGCCUGGAUCUCUGGGACACCCUCGUCCCCAGGAGAAGGAUGUCUGGGAAGAGAUGGAUGCCAACAGGAACAAGAUAAAGCUUGGAAUUUGUAAGGCUGCUACUGAAGAGGAGAAUAGCCAUGGUCAAGCAAAUGGUAUUCUAAAUGCUCCAAGCCUUGGUUCACCGAUUCGUGUCCGCUCAGAGAUUACUCAGCCAGACAGAGAUGUCCCGUUGAUGCGAAAGUUACGUUCUAUCCACAGUUUUGAGUUGGAAAAACGUCUGACACUGGAGCCAAAGCCAGACACUGACAAGUUUCUUGAGACCUGCCUGGAGAAAAUGCAGAAAGAUCCCAGUGCGGGAAAGGAAUCUGUUCUUCCUGCUCUGCUUCAUAAGCCUUGUGUUCCUGCUGGGGCGCGUACUGACCACAUCUGGAACUAUGAUGAAGAAUAUCUUCCAGAUGCUUCUAAGCCUGCCUCUGCCAACACCCCUGAACAGGCAGAUGGCGGUGGCAGCAAUGGAUUUAUAGCUGUUAACUUGAGUUCUUGCAAACAGGAAGUUGAUUCCAAAGAAUGGGUGAUUGUGGACAAGGAGCAGGACCUUCGGGAUUUUAGGACAAAUGAGGCUUUAGGCCAUAAAACAGUGGGGAGCCCUUCUGAUGAGGAGCCUGAAGUACUUCAAGUCCUAGAAGAGCCACCUCAAGAUGAAAAGCUCCAACUGAACCCUUGGGUAGAAAAUGUUCAUUUAAAGGAGGAAAACUCAGGUGUGAUCUUAGCACUUUCUGGGGAGUGCCCUGCCACUGCUGCUUUAGAUCAAUAUACAGAUAGAUUAGAACUCCAGGCUGGAGCUGCUAGUCAAUUUAUGGCAGCAACACCCACAAGUCUAAUGGAGGCACAAGCGGAAGGACCCCUUACAGCGAUUACAAUUCCUCGACCUUCUGUAGCAUCUACACAGUCAACGUCAGGAAGCUUUCACUAUGGUCAGCAACCAGAGAAGAAAGACCUUCAGCCCAUGGAGCCCACUGUGGAACUUUAUUCUCCGAGGGAGAACUUCUCUGGCUUAGUUGUGACAGAGGGAGAACCUCCUAGUGGAGGAAGCCGGACAGACUUGGGUCUUCAGAUAGAUCAUAUUGGUCAUGACAUGUUACCCAAUAUUAGAGAGUAUGACAAAGCCCAAGACCUGGUACCAAAAGACCUUCCUGACCAUAAUAGAUCGGCUGUGAGAGAAUUUGAGAGUCUCCCUAGGGAAAUUGAAGAGAAAAGCAUUCUUCUAGGGUCAGAUAAUGAAGAUGAGAAGUUAAGGAAAGGGCAGCAUUAUAUGGAGAUCUCCUCUCUCCCAGGAGACUUGGUAACUGUGGAAAGGGAUCAGUCAGCUACUACUGAACCUCUUGAUAUGACAAAGACACAGACUUUUAGCGUGGUGCCAAAUCAAGACAAAAAUCAUGAGAUAAUGAAGCUUCUGGCAGUUGGAACUUCAGAAAUUUCUCCACAAGUCAUUGACCCACAUGUUGAAGGGCAGAUUGUCCAGGUGGCAACAGUGCAAAAAAGUAAGAUAUCUAAAGAUGAUGACAUCAAGAGUGAAGACUUGCUGGGUCAUCAAGACCUCUCUACUUUUUUGCACCUAGAGGAUAAGAAAGAAAAAAUUGCCCCUAGAAAUAGAGAACUAUUUCAUUGUGUUGCAGAGAGUGAACAUUGUCCUCCAUCCCGGAAAGAUGUGGUUAGGUCAUCCUUCGUAACGAGACAUAGCCGAAUCCCUGUUUUAGCACAGGAGAUAGACUCAGCUUUUGAAUCAUCCUCUUCAGUCUCUGCAAAAGAAAAGCUCCUCCAAAAGAAAGCUUAUCAGCCAGACCUAGUCAAGCUUCUGGUGGAAAAAAGACAACUCAAGUCUUUCCUUGGGGACCUCACAAGUGCCUCUGAUAAAUUGUUGGAGGAGAGACUAGCCACAGUUCCUGCUCCAUUUUCUGAAGAGGAAGUUUUCACUCCCUUUUCAAGAUUGGCUAUAGACUCCCCCCUGAGCAGAUCAGCUGAAGAUAGCUUUUUGUCACCCAUCAUCUCCCAGUCCAGAAAGAGCAAAAUUCCAAGGCCAGUGUCAUGGGUCAACACAGAUCAAGUCAAUAGCUCAGCUUCAUCUCAGUUCUUGCCUCGGCCACCACCAGGAAAGCCACCAAUGAGGCCCGGAGUAGAAGCCAGACUCCGCAGAUACAAAGUCCUAGGGAGUAGCAAUUCCGACUCAGACCUUUUCUCCCGCCUGGCCCAAAUUCUUCAAAAUGGAUCUCAGAAACCCCGGAGCACUACUCAGUGCAAGAGUCCAGGAUCCUCUCACAAUCCAAAAACACCACCCAAGAGCCCAGUUGUCCCUCGCAGGAGUCCCAGUGCCUCUCCUCGAAGCUCUUCUUUGCCUCGAACGUCUAGUUCCUCACCAUCUAGGGCUGGACGGCCCCACCAUGACCAGAGGAGUUCAUCCCCGCAUCUGGGGAGAAGCAAGUCACCUCCCAGCCACUCAGGAUCUUCUUCCUCCAGGAGGUCCUGCCAACAGGAGCAUUGCAAACCCAGCAAGAAUGGCCUGAAGGGAUCCAGCAGCCUCCACCACCACUCGGCCAGCACUAAAUCUCCCCCAGGGAAGAGUAAGUCAGCCAGUAAACUCAGCAGAUAGGAGCGAGGCUGCAUCUCUCUGAAAGGUGUGAAGAUCUUCCUCCUAAAUCUGAUGCAUGUUUGUCCUUGUACUGUCUAUUUAAAAAAAUCUGUGUUGAUUUUAUCUUGCAAAAGAAAGUAACAUGAUAAAUUAUUUAUAAGGAGACAAUUAUAUGAUAAGGAAUUAGCCUAAGGCAGGCAGCAAGCAGAUCAGGAUACAAUGCCUUUGCAUAGGAAGAAGCAAUCUAGCAAAUCCAAAAGGGAGAAACUGCUUAAAUGAACUCUCGUUACUUAGCUCUGAAACAAAAGAGCCAAAGGUGGGAGGUGGAAUGGAAUUGAAAGGGUUCGGCCUACUUACUCUUAACACUCUACUCAAACGUAUAGUAAAGGUGAAACUUCCUGUUUUGAUACUUUCAUUCAAAACCUUCCCAACCUUGGAGAGUCAGAAUUGCUCCAGUAUUUAAGUAUUUAAGAAGUCUGUUGCUGCGGAGCCAAUGCAAUAAACAUGUAUUCGGCGUGUAUGUUUAUCUAUAUUGAGAGUUCACACCUUCAUGUUGCCUCAUUCCUAGUACCCUCCCCGGAUUUCACAGUUUUCAGUAAGUGUUUCUCACCUGAUCCAGCCUUUCUUCUUUUAUUUUAACAGUACAUUCUAAUAUGCUUUUAGCGGUACGUAUUGAGAAUUUCAAAUACAAUAACUAUUUUUUAGUCCCCUAAUAUAUUUCUUUGGAGCACUAUAUUCUCAGUAUAUUUUUAUUGUGACAAAUAACUGUUAAAACUUAGGUAAUGGAAGGAAAAGUCUAAAUAGAGCUAGCUUGCUGGCUUUAGUACUUUAGGUAGAGAGGGGCAGCGUCGGGGGUUAAUACCCUUCAAGAUAAAAGAGCGCUCUCCACCCUGCGCCCCCCCAUCCCGUUAGUUUCCUUUUUGUGGAAGGAAAACUAAUCAGAGUAGAUCUUGCUUCCUCAAUUCUUUUAAGUUCCAUUUCUAAUAUCAACCUCCAAGGGUAUACGAAGGAAGUACAAUGCUGUGGAAUAUGACUCUAUGCUUUUAGAGAUUUAAAAAGAAAUUAGAUAUGUUGUUGAGAUUUAUAAUCCUCAAACUUUGUAUUGUAUACAUUUAGCCAAUAAGGAAUGAGUAUCUGGGGAAAUAAAUUUAGGUUCAGUAUUUAUCUUUUAAAGUUUUAUUACCUGCUUUUCCUGUGCUUUAGUUUGAACAUUCGGGUUUCUUGACCUGAUUUCCAUGUAAUCUCAAUUUAUAAAUCUAUAAAGAGGAUUAUAUUGGUUCUAAUCUCACUCCUCUGCUAACAGGAAUCAGGUAAAAUUAAAUCAUAGUAGACUCUGAAAAUGGGCUCUUUUUAUACUCUGGUGUUUUUUGUGUUGUAAAGACCUUAUUAAGGUCAGGUAAAUUGGUCUGCUUGCUGUUGAAAUUUGCCUUCUAGCAAACAUCUGUGCUUUCUCUUUGACCUUGUGUUUGCUGCCAAACCUAAUAUGAAUUGGAAAAAAUAUAUAUUUUCUCACCAAGUGAACAUACUCUAAUGCUGCAUCAAAGUUGCCCUGAAGCUGCACUGAACUUACCUUGUUCUCUUUAUCUGUGUUAAGCUUUUUCUUAAAAAAACAAAAACAAAAACAAACAAAACUCAAAACACUAUUGAGGCAUAUUUGGUCUCCCAUAAGAAAUGUAGCAAAGUGUGGAAUCAAUUUCUCUCUGGUUUCAAGCACUACAGAGGAAUGCAACAGAUAAGAUGUAUUUGCUGUUUAGCUAAAGCAACUGUAAUAUUGGAAGACCAAUCCUUCUGUAUUAUAUUGUAUAAUAGUUGCUGUAACACUACUUGCAUGUCUUCAUGGUAAAUUAUAUAAAUAUUUAUAAAUAUAUAGAGAAACAUAUGCUUAUAUAAACUUAUUCUUUCUCAUUCUCCAUUUGUAAUUUCAAGGUCACAUAUGGUGAGAUUUUAUUGUGUGCCUCGCGUACACUUAGGCCUUGCCCAUCUUCAUUUUCUGAAAAUACGCUCUUGGCAUGUGACACUUAAGAUUCCUCUUGCCUUCCUUGGGUAUAAUGCGAGGGUUGGCAGUCUUUAACAAGCCAGGAUAGGUUAUUUAAUUUUCAUUUUUAAAAGAUUUUAAUAGGGGAAAAAUGACUGGGAUGUGCUUGUAAUACUGGUUAAAAGAUUUGUCAUGUUAAUCAUAUAAUGCUGUCCUUAUGGUUAGAGUGGAUAAACUGAGAUGAUAAUCAUGAUCUGACAUAAAUUGAUUUAAAAAAAAAAACAACUCUUAAAAUUGCCAUUCUUCUCUUUUAACCUCACUUUUUGAGGCGUGGUGAGAGAGUAAUCAACAAUUAAGAAAUUAUCUUUUUUUCUGUUGUAUUAGCUAAAUUGUGCUAAAAGUAGCCAGCUUUAAAUCCUGAUCCCGUGAGUCAUAAAUGUGUUCAUGGUAACCAUUGGAAAAGCUGAUGAGGCUGCAGUUGUGCUGUGUGUGUUAUAUCUUAUUGGCAUUUCUCUGCUAGCAGUCAGAACUAACAGUGAUGGCAACCUGGCAACUUAAUGUUUUUUCUCUUUAUUAAUUCCUUUCAUUUUUCUCCCAAUUUUUCCACUGUGUUGCUCCGUUUUUAAAUGGUACCGACAAACUCUAAAUCCAGAAACAGCCUUGUUGUAUAAGAAUAUUUUAUUUUGCAUGUAGAGAAAAGAGUUAACCAAAGAUUUUUCUGCUUGAUACUUUCAAAAGAACACAGACUAAUUAUAUCUUAUGUAUCAAUAGGUCCACUUAAAGAACUACUAACCUAUACAGGGUGGUACAAAAGUAGGUUUCCAGUUGUUCAUAUGGAAGAUAAUAAUACAAGAAUAAACUCUGUAAACCUACUUUUGCCCCCACCCUCUAUAAAGAUUUAUUUUAUGGUUUUUAAAUGCAGUUUGUACUUUUAGAUGUUAUAUGUCUCAGGCUAAAAAGAGAAGUUCACAGCCCUAAGUAAAGCACUUUUGGCACAAGGAUUUUUGGUUUUGUUUUAUUUUAAAAUAUGAUACAGAGAACGAGUUAUGUUGUUUUUAGUUCGUUCCCCUUUUUUUUUUUUAAGUGAUGAUAUAUUUCAGAUUUCAGUGACAGACAUAGGUCAUCCCAUUUUACACCAGUUUGGUUGUUCUACCUAAGACGAGGGACAUGGCUGUUCAUUAAAGUCAAGCCAAACUAUACUGAAAGUAUUAGGGGGUAGAAGUUAAAAUUAUCUUUUGAAAAACAAGGGCCUCAUCAUUUCUCCUUUUGUAACAAAAUAGCUGGUUACCUAGUCACACAUGCCCCUCCUUUGCCUGUCUAAUCUCUGGAAUUACUUGGGUGGAACAGAAAAUGGAAUCGGCAACAGUGUAGUCCCUUUAGGGUAGCAUUCUUUCUCAAUUAUGCUGCCAAAUCUCCAGGGUAUACAGAUGGGUUAAAAGAUUUUAAAAAUUCUACAUAGUAAUCUUUUGCACAGCUUUUAACUUUUAACAUAUAGUGAACAAAAAAGGAAAAUUGGGUCAUAUCAAAUUUAACUUUAAAGCACAUUUUAUAAACAUCUUUAAAUGGUAAGUCUUAAGCAGGCACUGUCAUUCUUGGUAUGCAAGCUGGCCUUGCUGACAGUGGCAUAGCUACAUUUACUGUUUUUUAAGUUGCAUGUUGUAAAGUAAAAGAUGCCAAGUCCUAAAAAAGUAGGAAAAUGGUAAUUGAGACCCACUGUUAUUAUCCACUUUAUAUUUUCUUUGCUUUAAAAAUACUAAACAAAUUUCGGCUGCUUACUAAUACAGUGGACUAGUUGUACAGUGUCUCUUUCUGUUCAGCUCCUCCUAGCCACUAUGGGAACUUCAGGUUCUUUGGUAAUCAUCAGAGAUUCCUUCCAAGCCACAGAUUUUUAUGCGAAUGUUUCUAUGGAUAUAUUCAACAUAUAAGGAAAAAGUGUACAUUGGUGCAUGUUUUAUAAAUCCAAACACAGAUAGUUAAAACAAUAAUUAGUUUGUCUGUACCCAAUAGCUUUGAAUUAAAAUCAGAUGCCUUUUCUCCAAGAGCAGAGGAUUCUUUGUUUUAGGAACUACAUCCUAACAUAAGGAACUGGUGGUAGGAGAAACAAGAUCCAGAAAUCAGAAUUUAGGGGGGAAAAUGCAUUUAACUCUGGCUAUUUGAAAAUAUAUUUAUUUGUAAAUAAGUCUAGAUUUAGUCUUGGAAAUCAAAGUUUUCACAUUUUAAAACUUUCUUCAUACCUUUACAUCAAUCAAAAUGUGGCAUAUGUUAGGGGACCAUUUCUCCUGUCAUUCUCGUGUAUUUUGGAAUUAGGUUGUUUAUAUCCAAACAUCUGCCCUUUUCUGCUUCUGUGCAUUUACCACAGAUGUGUUGGAGUUUUACCUAAAAGGAGACAGAUUUUAGCACCUGUAAUACUGAGGCGAUAGAAUGAUUGACCAUUGUUUAACUUUCUUGAGUUUGAUUGUAGACAAUUUAUUUGCAGUUACUUAUCUGUGUUUUAAUACAAAAAGUCUUAUAGGAUUAAGGCAUGGAACCACUAUGGUAGUCCUCGCAUGUCAAUAUUUACCCAAGUGCAGAAACCAUAGGUGCAUACUUAAACUGUAACUUAGAGAAGGGGUUAAGAUGGUUCUAGUUCUCAGACUAUAUGGAGGGAUGUAAUACAUUGCAAACCUCAGGUGGUUGUAAGGUCACCCUGCUUCCCUGUCUCAUCCAGCAGAACUCUGGUUUGGACCUCAAGGAUGUUGGAGUAGAGCAUUUAAUGGAGAUCUUGCUCCCCAGCAAUUGUCCUCAAUUUUGGCUCAAAUAAACUGAAAAAAUUGGGGGAGGGGGGGAGGAUGUAGGACCAGUGUGGAAACAUCGAAUCAUUGGAUAUUCUUAGUAGUUUGGCUGUCCCUCUAGAAUUAUGAGAAAUUUAACCCAGAUAGCCUUGAGAGCCUGAGGAAUCUUGCCAACAUUGCUAGAGAGAACUACAGUAGGUGUAUGCGGAAUUCCUUUAGUUCUUAGGUAACUCCAGAACGUGGGAUAAGGAUCCCCAAUCUUGUAAAAAGGAACUUGAAUGCUGCAUACCUCAAUCCCUAAAUUUCCCUGGCAGGACAUGAAAUGAGGACAUUAAAGUCUUGACCCAUGGAUACAUUUUCUAAUUCAGUUGUAAUUAUCAGCUCUGACUUUUUAAUUAUUCCCCUUAAGCAAAUCUGGAUCAGAAAAUUAAAGUAUACGACACAACCAAGAUCACCUUUAGGUUAUACACAGUCUCAACACACUGAACAGCCAAGGAUUACCAUUUACUCAGUAAUGAUUUGAGUAUUUCCUUAGCUUUCCUGGAUCCUUGAUCUUAAAAGAAGUGAAGCCGUUUCCUUCAUUGCCAUAUGAAACUUUAACUGGGUGUGCCUCUAUAAUUGGAAGUGACAGUUAUGGGAAUAGUGUAUAUCCCUGGUGAUGCUGAUGUCUCAGAUAACCUGGGCUAGGGGUUCUGGAUUCCUGGACCUAGGGAAUAAGAUACAGUGAGGCAGACUUUGAGCCCAUGUGACUAAAAUUGCCGAUGACAGUUUUACACACUAAUAAUGGAUAGGAAUUUUAUUUCUUUUCAGUUUAGUAUUUCAUAUUGUGUAGUGUUCACUCACCUAGUAAAAAACAUUGAGUAAACCAUGUUUUUGUAUAAACUACCCUUGCCAUGUGAUACUUUCCUCCUAUAACAUACAGUUUAAAUCCCUAAAGUUCCAUGUGCAGCACUUCAGCAUCCCUGGAAUCUGUCUGGGUGGUCUUCAUUCACCCACAAGGCUACCAGAGCUUGAAUGUGAUUUAUUUUAGGGAGCACCCCAGGGAGGAGGAUGUCUUUGGGACUUUUUCAAAACUAUUUUACUUUUAUACUAUUCACCAGAUAGGUAAAUCAGUUCAUUAAGACUAAAAAAAAAUCAGAAAUACAGAUAGGAAGGUAACGGAAAGAUAACAGUGUGCUGCUUGGGGCUCUGAAAUUGGUUUGGGUGAACCAAACAAAGAGAACAGAUCUGAUGACCCUGACUUGAGCCUCCUCAUCUCUCCCUCAUACACAGCCCCUGGUCUUCUUCCUGACUCCUUUCCUAAAAUAACCAGUGCUGAUUUAAUUAGGCCAUUUACUUACACAUUUACAACUUUGAGGGGGGAAAAAGAGGAAGGGGAAGAUACCUAGUUUUGCAUUAGAUAUAAACCUUGGAAGUUACGAACUACUGGCAGCUGUUAAAUCAAAGUGAAUCACAAACCAAAACUCUCUUGUUGAGCAAGACCAGUAAGUUAGCAUAGAGGACUUUAAUAAUUCAAGUUUUCUCCCUUUCCCUCUUUAUGAAAUCAGAGUGUUGAGAAAUUGCUCUUGGAAAUGCCUCGGAAGGUAUUGUGUCCCUUUCCCCUCCAAGCAGCCCUCUUUAUGCAUUUUUGCUCAGGCAACCAAGGACAUAGAGUAUUGGAAGAAACAUGGAGUGCUUUUGUAUAGGUCAUCUGUACAUAAAAGUGUAAUUAUUUAUUUAAUUUUACCAUUUGUAUCAUAUUAAAGCUUUGUACAGUGUUUUAAGUUCUGUUUUAAAAUUAUUUUGUAUUUUAUUUUUAUAAUCUAGUAAUAAAAUAUUCAU